Molecule: messenger RNA, 1170 nt
Organism: Aspergillus nomiae NRRL 13137
Lineage: Eukaryota; Fungi; Ascomycota; Eurotiomycetes; Eurotiales; Aspergillaceae
Product: retrograde regulation protein 2
Exons: 1
Biological process (GO): regulation of transcription by RNA polymerase II
Source: RefSeq, a predicted model, not a curated record
UUUUCCUUACGGGCGGCGGCGUUGACGAAGCGGUUGGAGCAGGCGAAGGCGGAAGGGAAGAAAGCUGAGAAGGCGUUGAAGCAGGAGAUGAUCAACAACUUUCAGGAGGCGUAUCGGGCUCUGGAGGUUCCGGAGUUCCUGUUGGAGACGGCGAGGUCGUUGGGGAGGUUUGAUUUAUAUCUCUGUGGUGGUGGGUUCCGGGGCUGGGGCUACGUGCUCAUGAAUCAGCAUAAGGUGGAUCCUUAUCCGAUUCCCAUCAUUAAUGGGUUUCGAGUGCGCAGAGGAGACUUCCAUGAUACUGUGUCUGUUCUGGAUUCGGUCUCUGACUCGGAUGAGAAGAUAUUCGGCGUCUCGAAGCGACGGGCUUCACAGAUCCCCGCGGUGGCUGUCCUGGUCAAUGUGAUCAUGGACGCCUUGCCGGACAUUACACACAUCCAGUUCUGCCAGGGAGGCGUCCGGGAGGGUUUCCUUUUCGACCAGAUGCCCCAGGAGGUUCGCGCACAAGAUCCGCUUCUGGCGGCCAGUUUGCCGUAUGCAUCUCCAUCCAAUGCAGCCAUUCGAGGACUACUGGCUGCCGCGUUGCCUUCGACGUCUUCGCCUACGGAAUCUCGCCAUGCACCGGUUUCGUUCUCCCCUCAGUUACUUGGGGCGCUCGCAAACCUGCUUUUUGCUCAUUCCCGCGUGCCGCGCGAAUCGCGUUCGGCUGUUGCACUGCAUAGUACUACGACUGGCAUCCUGGCAUCCGUGAACACUCUAUCACAUGUCGAACGUGCCCUGAUUGCAUUGAUACUCUGCGAGCGCUGGGCAGGGGACCUGGCACCCACGGAUGAAGUAUUCCACCGGCAGCUGAGCCGCUGUGUUUCUAAGCAGGAGGCUUGGUGGUGUCAGUACUUGGGUCGGGUAGCGACCCUAAUUGGAGAUGUGCAUCCAUCCGGCCGCGUGUCGGGCACGCAUUGGAGGAUUCAACUGGCGACUGAAUGGGAAUCCGUUGUGAAGAAGAAAGACGAGUGCGAUCUGCUGCGUCUCAAAGUGAAAUGCAACAAUGCUGUUGCUGCUGCCGCCUUCUCGCUUGACAGCUUACAGGAAAGGGCGGAGAAAGUCGAGAAAGCCGGAAAGAAAAAGAACUGGCCGAAGGAUUAUGGAGUGCGAGUGGGGGUAACGAUUUGCUAG